UCCCUCAUCCCCUGACACCAAAAGAACAAAACAAUCAAUCAUCUUUGGACUCGUCUUAGUGCAUUGAAAAUUGUGCGCUGGAGAGUGUCGCUUUUUGAGAAAAUUGAAGAGUUCUGAUCUUCUUCAUAAACUGUCACUUCAAUUUCAACUGAUUUCAACCAGACUUUUAAAUAGGCUAUAAACUUCCUAACAAAACCGAGAAUGAAGGCCUUCAGUGUUGCAGUUGCAGUGGUGGUCGUCCUUGCAUGUAUGUUCAUCCUUGAAAGCACCGCUGUUCCUUUCUCCAAGGUGCUAACGGACGAGGUUGGAAGCAUUGACAGUCCAGUUGGGGAACAUCAACAGCCGGGCGGCGAGUCCAUGCGUCUGCCGGAGCAUUUCAGGUUCAAGCGUCAGAGCCACCUCUCCCUGUGCCGUUGGUGCUGCAACUGCUGUCACAACAAGGGCUGUGGCUUCUGCUGCAAAUUCUGAGGACCUGCCUGCAAUAAAAACCAUCUUAUUAACUUAUUGCCUUUAAUUUCCCCCCUAUUCUUCUACAUUUCCUUUGGACUCUGUGGAGAAGAUGCAAUCUCAUUGAUGUCUUUCUCACUGCAACCUCAGUCUUGUACGUUUUGUAUCAUGUUCUAUAGCAUGUUCUUUUUUUAUUUUCUAUUUUGUACAUUUUAUUUAAAAAAAAAUACAUUUUCUAGUUUGCACGUUUGCGAUGUUUUCAUUCUAGUCUAGUGACACAGGAAAAAGACAGAUAAUUGAAAUAAUCAUUUCUAUUAUGUACAUUUAGUACAUUUUUUUUGGUACAUUUUCUAGUUUGUACAUGUUGAAAUGUUUUCUUUCUGAGAUGUUGUUUUUGUAACUACGAUAAUGAUUUAUAAAAUCACUUCUUAUUGUGACACUUAAAAAAACAUAAAACACACAUUCUUUGAAUAACAAA
Oncorhynchus tshawytscha (Chinook salmon) is the source of this 925-nucleotide messenger RNA. RefSeq names its product hepcidin. Gene Ontology annotation, biological process: intracellular iron ion homeostasis; defense response to bacterium. The record is from RefSeq and is a predicted model, not a curated record. Gene Ontology annotation, cellular component: extracellular region. The transcript has 3 exons. Lineage: Eukaryota; Metazoa; Chordata; Actinopteri; Salmoniformes; Salmonidae. The coding region runs from base 202 to 468 and encodes 88 amino acids.